Molecule: messenger RNA, 5995 nt
Organism: Hipposideros armiger (great roundleaf bat)
Lineage: Eukaryota; Metazoa; Chordata; Mammalia; Chiroptera; Hipposideridae
Gene: CYP20A1
Product: cytochrome P450 family 20 subfamily A member 1
Exons: 13
Coding region: 98-1486 (462 amino acids)
Cellular component (GO): membrane
Molecular function (GO): iron ion binding; monooxygenase activity; oxidoreductase activity, acting on paired donors, with incorporation or reduction of molecular oxygen
Source: RefSeq, a predicted model, not a curated record
GGGAGCGUCUCCCACACGCUCAUUCCUUAGGCCGGGUCAGGCCGAGGCGCUGCUGCCGGAGUCAGGGAUCCGAGACGUGGCUCCGGGCGGAGGAACCAUGUUGGAUUUUGCCAUCUUCGCCGUUACCUUCUUACUGGCAUUGGUGGGAGCGGUGCUCUACCUCUACCCGGCUUCCAGACAAGCUUCAGGAAUUCCGGGGAUUACUCCAACUGAAGAAAAAGAUGGUAAUCUUCCAGAUAUUGUGAACAGUGGAAGUUUACACGAGUUCCUGGUUAAUUUGCAUGAGAAAUAUGGGCCUGUGGUCUCCUUCUGGUUUGGCAGGCGCCUUGUGGUUAGUUUGGGCACUGUUGAUGUACUGAAGCAGCAUAUCAACCCCAAUAAGACAUCGGACCCUUUUGAAACCAUGCUAAAGUCAUUAUUAAGAUACCAAUCUGGUGGUGGGAUUGUGAGUGAAAACCACACAAGGAAAAAAUUGUAUGAAAAUGGUGUGACUAAUACUCUGCAGAGUAAUUUUGCUCUUCUGCUCAAGCUUUCAGAAGAAUUAUUAGAUAAAUGGCUCUCCUACCCAGAGUCCCAGCAUAUACCUCUUUGCCAGCAUAUGCUUGGUUUUGCUAUGAAGUCUGUUACACAGAUGGUAAUGGGUAAUGCAUUUGAAGAUGACCAGGAAGUCAUUCGCUUCCAGAAGAAUCAUGGCACAGUUUGGUCUGAGAUUGGGAAAGGCUUUCUAGAUGGAUCACUUGAUAAAAGUACAACUCGGAAAAGACAAUAUGAAGAUGCCCUUAUGGAACUGGAAUCUACUUUAAAGAAAAUCAUAAAAGAACGAAAAGGAAGGAACUUCAGUCAACAUAUUUUCAUUGACUCGUUAGUACAGGGGAACCUCAAUGACCAACAGAUCCUAGAGGACAGCAUGAUAUUUUCUCUGGCCAGUUGCAUAAUAACUGCAAAAUUGUGCACCUGGGCAAUCUGUUUUUUAACCACCUCUGAAGAAGUGCAGAAAAACCUGUAUCAAGAGAUAGACCAAGUUUUUGGGAAGGGUCCUGUUACUCCAGAGAAAAUUGAUCAGCUCAGGUAUUGUCGGCAGGUGCUUUGUGAAACUGUUCGAACUGCCAAACUGACACCAGUUUCUGCCAGGCUUCAAGAUAUUGAAGGAAAGGUUGACAAAUUUAUUAUUCCUAGAGAGACCCUUGUCCUUUAUGCCCUCGGUGUGGUACUUCAGGAUCCCAGUACUUGGCCAUCACCGUAUAAGUUUGAUCCAGACCGGUUUGAUGAUGAAUCAAUAAUGAAAACUUUCUCCUUGCUUGGAUUCUCAGGCACGCAGGAAUGCCCAGAGUUGAGGUUUGCAUAUAUGGUGACCACAGUACUUCUGAGUGUAUUGGUGAGGAGACUACACCUACUUUCUGUAGCGGGACAAGUUAUUGAAACUAAGUAUGAACUGGUAACAUCAUCAAAGGAAGAAGCUUGGAUCACUGUCUCAAAGAGAUAUUAAAAUUUUAUACAUUUAAUUUUGUUGAAAAGGACCAUUUAGAAAAUUUGCAUUGAAUCCUUUUAUUAACUAUAUAUCAUUGUGCGAUAUAAGCACCUAUUAGUACUUUAAGUAAAUUUGAUUUUUUGUAUAUCAGAUUUUUUUGAUGCAUGAUACAUAUUUAUAUUUACUGCAUCAAAAUAAUGAUAAUGGGAAGCUUUCUACUUUUUUGUCUUAUCACUUUCUAUACCAUUAUUUUUGUAUUUUUUUAUCUUGGUUUUCUCUAAAAUUAAUAUUCCUGAAGAGAGAAAUUAUUUUGCACAAUUUGGGGAAUCAUGGUUUCUGAAUAACUAUAAAAGAGAAACAUAAUCCUAUUCCUUUUCAUACUUACAAUAAAUCACCUUAAAGGGAAAAUAAAGGACUUCCCAUCAUUUUAUUUUUUGGAUUCAUGUUUUUAUUUUCUGAGUAUAAGUUAGUUUGUGUUUAGUCAUUGUUAUUAGGUUUGAAUAAUUCAUUGGGUAACCUAUCUUGUAUUUGCUAUUUUGAUGCCUCCCUGGACUGUGGUAGUCAUUUCAUGACUUAUAAGGCUCAUUUUGAAAUGUUCGGAUCAUUUUGAAAAUAAUACAGUUGUUUUUUAAUGUGUUUUAAAGUGUUUCUCCUAAGUGACAAACUAAGAUUGAGGCUUGUCUGUCCUUCUCUUUUGCUGGAAAUCUUAUUGGCACUAAAUUAUUCCACUAAUUCUCUAGUUGUGGAAACAACAGAAUUGUUAUAUUUAUUAUUAUGUCACAUACUGAAUAAUGAAUUCAUGAUUAAGAAGUGAGAGAGCACUAGCCAAAACCAAAUUGAAAAGAAAACAAAGAUGGGUGAAAAUAAUUGCCAAAUAUAUGAUGGAAAGAGAUAAUAACCAUAUUAUUUAUAAACAGCUCAUACAAAUUGUUAAGAAAACAUACAGUUAGUAAAUGGACAAAGGACAUGAAUAAACAGCUUUUACAGGAAGAAAUAGCUAAUAAGCUUUUAGAAAAAUAGUCUCACUAGUAAGCAAAGAAAUAUUGGGGCUAUUUCAAAAAUAUUUUAAGUAUCUUUCAAAAUUUACACAUUUAGUACUGGUAAGUUUUACAUUUAGCACUUUUUUAUUGAUAGUGUUGUAUUUUAGUCCCCCUUUUUUUGCUUACAUCGUUCCUAAAGAAUUGUUUUUUUUAAAUACAUUUUUAAAAACAACAACUGAAGGAAAUAUGCCAAGUACAGAUAGAGAGGAAAGGAAGAAAAAUGAUAAAUGUUUGCAAGUGAGCUGAUCUUUGACAUUGCUGAAUUUCACUUGUAAACUUAGUGUCAAGAAUGCACCCUAGUUAUUGAGUUAUUUUAUGCUGUUUAUAGUUAAAUAGCUCACAUUUUAGACCUAGUUAAACGUGGUUAACAAUAGAAUCUAAUUAGAAGCAGCCUUUAUUUCUGACAAAAAUAUUUAACUUACGGGUAAUUUAAAUUCUAAAACUUUAAGUCCAAUGUAUUCUUAGUUCCUAGCAUCAUGUUGUUUCUUAAAAGGUAUGUUUCAAAAUAAAUUGUUUCCCACCCACCUAUCAUUUUCUAUGUUUUUGUGUAUGUAGCACAUCUUUUUUUGUUACCUUAAUUGUUACCUUAAUUUUGUUACUUUAAUUGGUUUGGAAACUGGCAGUUGUAGGCAAGAGUAGGCAAUUCAUAUGUAAACCAAAUGUUGGUAAAAUCAGAAGAGAUAAGUGGAAUUUUAAAGUAAGUGAGACUUGAUCAGCAGUGGUCAAGCAAAAACAGAGCAGCUGAGCCAGAAUCAGGGAGCUGGCAUAUUGCCAAUAAAUGAGGCACUGUGUAAUUAAUGAUUGGAAUCAAGGAAAAUAGAGGGUAGAAAAAUCAGCUAAUAAGCACAUUUUAUCCAUAGUCACAUGACUAUCAAAAUAUUUAAAAAAUCAUCUUCAAGAGGAUUUAAAAAUAUAUUGUUACUCAUGUAUAAAAUACGUUAUCCAUUCACUGUUGUUCUUACUUGGCCCUUUGUGUUUAUCAAAUGACUGAAAGUUUAGUAGCGUCGGUGUCACUGAUGGCUUGUAGCAUGAUUCUAGCAGGACUCAUAAGUUUGGUAGCUUUUUGGUUUUUAAAAAAUUAUUUCUUCACUGAUUUCCAUCUGCAUUCUUUUUGAUAGUUCAGAAGUUUGUUGUUAAAAACAGCAGUACACAUUUUUAUGGAAUAAAAGGGCUCCUCCACACUUUGCGCUAAUAAAAUUCAAGGCAGAAUUAAUACUGUGCAUGUGUUUGGGAAAAAUGAAAAACUCACAUUCUGUUUACCUGCAGUUUCAUUUUUUUACAUAACUAGAUUCUAUCUUAUUUAUAGACCCUAUGUCAAAAUUUGUUGUCUUUAUCUAUAUAAAUAUAUAGUUUACAUUUUAAAACAAAAUAUUCUAGUUUUGUUAUGAAAAUUAUAUAAGUUUAUUGUAGAAAAAUCUAGGAAAUAUAGAAACACAAAAAUAGCAAACUCGGUCACUGAUAGUCCCACUACUUUUUGAAAAACAGUUUUAAGCUUCUGAGGUAAAUACUUCUACUCUCUUUUAUCCGCAUUUAAUUUUACAGACAUAUAUAAUGUUCUCUUCAUUUUGUAUAUUAUGAACAGUAGCAUUUUCUACAACUGGAACAUUAGUAUUCUUCUCACUUAGAAUGUAAGCACAGAUUUUUGGCAUUCUUACUUUUCUUUCUUUCCCUUUUCCAAUAUUCUUGUUUUGCUUUUCAACUUUAAAAAUGUCCUUACUUCUCCAUUCAUUCUAUCAAAAACCAUUAUAUAUUUGUACAUCUAAAUUACUAAAGUCAUAGAACAAUAUAGGCAUUAUGGUGAGCAUUUAAGAAAUAAAUUAUUCCACUGUCCUAAGAAAAAUAUCCAGUAUAAUUAAGUCCAAACUGAGAUGACAUUUCAACUUUAAGAGGAAAUCUUAAAAAUCUUUGUUGUUGUUUUCAGACUCUGAGGCAAACAGAUUAAGAUUCUUCCCUGAAGACAUCUUAAUUUUUAUCUCCAGAUCCAUAAAAUCAUUGUUAACCUAUAUAAUGUAGCUUUUUUCACAUGUGAUUUUGUUGACAGAUUGAAAAACACAAUUCUACCGAGAGGGUGUAAAACUGAGGACAAUGAUCAAUAGCAUUAAGGACUUGUUUAUAAUAGUAGCUGUGAGAAGAUAGCUGUGAGAGAAAUGGACACUAUUUUCAGGGCAGGUUUUUAUAAUGUCAACAAAUUGAUACCAGUGACUUUAUUUUUCUUCUUAGCCAGUCCUGUGCCUGUUUCCUAAGUUACUAAGACCAAUGAUUAAGGUAGAAGGGGAGGAUUUGGGCUGGGAGGGGACUGGGGGUAUGACAACAAAGCAGUUACUGUUACUACAGGAGUCAGAGGAAAUCAGCACAGCCAAAAAGCCUUAAUACAGUGUUGCUUUGGACCUUUGUGAGUGACCUGCACUGAUAAAAAGGAGUGAGACUGAAUCUUGCAGUAAUAGUGAAGCUGAAAGUAGAACAGGGGACUGGAAGAGGCAUUUGUUACAAACCAAAUACUUUAUAUACCUAUCUCAUUUAGUCUUUAGAGCAUAACAGUAGAUUCAGUGACAAACUAAAAUAGUUUUUCAGUCUUGCUAGAAGAAAUACUGUAAAUGAAGAUAGGUGAACUAGCUAAGAAAUAGUAAGUAAAAGAUCUAAAACUUCAAAUUAUUUUAAUAUCUUCAGUGGGGUUUAUUGGUGUAUUUUGUUCUUCUGUAAAAGGGAAUCAAGCAAUAGUUUCAAAUGAUGCACUAGUCAUAAUAGCUAAAGAAAAUGAUUAUAAGAGUACUGUAACAACAGUAUUAGAAGAAACCUUAAAAAAGAAAUCAAUGCUACCAACACAGUCACUUUUGUACAACCGCUUAAACUUUUUCCUGUUUAUAUAUACAUAUAUAUUUUUAGUUACUGUUAUUAUAACAAUAUGGUUUAGUUUUUAAUUAAUGAACUUUAAACAUUUUCCUUUGUUAGUUAAUUUUUGUAAGGGCCUUAGGGAAUAUUCUUUUUUUGGGGAAUGGACAUUUAAAAUAGAUACCAAUUUAAUGUUUGAUUUGUAGAAUUUUAUAAUAAUAAAUGGAUAUGAAUUAAUAGAUAAUUUUAAAAUUAGAGUUGGGAGCCAUUUUGUAAAACAUCCAGGAAAUAAACAAAAGUCAGGAAAUGCCAUUCAUUUUUCUUGUUCCACUACCUAUUUAGUUUAUUGUUUGGUGGCUAUCUUUCUAGAGAAUGGGAAUGGAUCUUGUGAUAUAGCACGUGAUAAAAUGCCAUGAGCGGAUAAGUCACAAAUAUCCUGUUGAGUAAUUAAAAACAACACACACACACACACACACACACACACACACACACACUCACACUUAUUAUCUAAAAUACUUGCAAAUUCUUGUUUUAAUAUUUAACACAUGAUAGUAAGGACUGAAACUGUGCUACCUUACUAUUGUAACUGUAUUAUAGAUAAAAUUGUAAAGUGCCUGUCUCCAAAAAGGCAAUCAAUAAAUAUUUUUGAAUAAAUGAA